Verruconis gallopava is the source of this 1207-nucleotide messenger RNA. RefSeq lists its product as uncharacterized. The transcript has a single exon. Bases 90 to 1001 code for a protein of 303 amino acids. Gene Ontology annotation, molecular function: hydrolase activity. Lineage: Eukaryota; Fungi; Ascomycota; Dothideomycetes; Venturiales; Sympoventuriaceae. The record is from RefSeq and is a predicted model, not a curated record.
CUUCAAUUAGGCUUGCAAUAUACUUUUUUUUCUUUUAAAAAUGAAAACCAUGUGCCCUCUCACAUCAUGCUGAUUGUGACUUAUUCACAAUGGCAUUCCCUUUUUCGUGGCAGCUUCAAAUCGUCUCGGACCUUCACCUCGAGACAUCAGUUGUUGAACCGAGCUACGCGACCUUUAAUCUGCAUAUUCAGGCAGAAAACCUGUUUCUUCUCGGAGAUAUUGGUCUUGUCAAGGAUGAAGGCCUCUUUCAUUUUCUGGAGCGGCUGUUGGAAACGAAUUUGGGGGUGAAAAUUUUCUACGUCAUGGGCAAUCACGAGUAUCAUUAUCUCACUGUCGACGAGGCGAACCGAAAGAUGAGAGAAUUCGAGAUGAAUAUGAACGUGAAGCACGGAAGGAGAUUCAUCCUACUCGACAGACGGCGGUACGAUCUCAACAGCACGGUCACGGUUCUCGGGUGCACGCUUUGGUCACGCAUCGUCCCGGAGCAAGCCGCGUCUCUCCAAGAACGAUUGAAGGACUUCAAGGAGACCGCUGGGAUUCGAGGACGCACGGUCGAAAAACACAACGGAGAUCACGAGGCCGACCUGAGGUGGCUAAAUGAGCAAGUUUUGACGAUUUCAGAGGACGAGCCGCACCGCCAGAUCAUCGUCGUGACGCAUCAUAGCCCAAGCGUGGACGAGAGGGCGACCGCUCCAAGACACAGGAACAGCGCCACGACGUCCGGGUACGCGACGGAUCUGUCUUUGGAGGCGUGCUGGACGUCGCCCAGCGUCAAGAUGUGGGCAUUUGGCCACACGCAUCACAACGUGGAGUAUCAUGACGAGCGAGGCAAGCUCGUCGUCGCGAACCAAAGGGGCAGCCGCAAACCAGGAGAUACGUCGGCCUCCUUCCUCCCCGCAGCCGUCGUCGACACCUCGACUGUGCCAUACACCGCUCGGCGGAUCGUGCCGAAGACCUUGGAGAUGCGGUCAACUUUCGGCAGUGUUUGUCGUCAUGCGUAGAAGGAGUUCGAGAGGAACAAGGUUCGCAUGGGCCAGACGCCGCCAAGGAGGGAAGCUUUGGAAAGUUCAGUCGCACGUGAAGAUGGCGCGCCGCGACCAAAAAAAGAGUCGGACAGCCAACGUUGAAAUCUCAGUCCAUAGUUCUUUUCGAAUAGAAGUAGACGGCAUAAAUAGACUGUGCAAUUAUGUCUUAUCAUCUCAGUCCG